Punica granatum (pomegranate) is the source of this 1440-nucleotide messenger RNA. NCBI's taxonomy places the organism in Eukaryota, Viridiplantae, Streptophyta, Magnoliopsida, Myrtales, Lythraceae. The record is from RefSeq and is a predicted model, not a curated record.
GGGAGAGAUGGCUUGGGAAAUGGCGCCGAUCAACUUUACCCCACUUGUAUGAACCCGGUGUAUACUCCUGGCGAGGCUUAGGACAUAUCGGACGCAGUGCCAUAUGCAUCAUGGGUUUACGUACACCCGGGUGCACAGUUCCUAGGAAUCCUCUCUCGGAAAUGUGGCGCGAAACUGAGUCGGCGGUUAGGGCUUAGACUUUGGCAAUUCCCCGGGGGCCGGAACUCGAUUAACCGCAGAAGAAGAAGAAGAAGAAGAAGCAGAAGAAGAGAUUUUAGUGUUCUGUCGAUCCUACCGUGGAGGAAAUGGCUUCUUCUCCGCCCCCUGCGAAGCGAAGCCGGAAGAACCAGCCCAAAGAGGACGACGGUGACACGUUGGCCCCGAUUCCUCUGCCGGAGAGAUCAUCACCCGUGGUGGUCUUCGCUCACGGCGCCGGUGCUCCUUCAUCUUCCGAUUGGAUGAUCAGGUGGAAGGAGAUGUUGGGAAAGGCCCUAAAUGCUGUUGAAGUUGUUACUUUUGACUACCCCUAUAUCUCUGGAGGAAAACGAAAAGCUCCUCCCAAGGCUGAAAAAUUGGUGGAGUUUCACUCUGAGGUUGUUAAAAAGGCGAUCGCUAAGCAUCCCAGUCACCCCUUAAUUUUAGCGGGGAAAUCCAUGGGUUCAAGGGUCAGCUGCAUGGUGGCUGGUGAGGAUGAUAUUGAUGUGUCUGCAUUAAUUUGCUUGGGAUAUCCUCUAAAGGGCAUGAAUGGAUCGAUUAGAGAUGAGUUACUUUUGCAACUCAAAGUCCCAGUAAUCUUUGUGCAGGGUAGCAAAGAUGCUCUCUGCCCACUCGAUAAAUUGGAGGCUGUUCGGAAGAAGAUGAAGGCCUUCAGUGAGUUGCAAGUGAUUGAUGGGGGUGACCACUCUUUUAAGAUUGGAAAGAAGCAUCUUCAAACCACAGGUUCAACACAAGAAGAAGCUGAAGAACUAGCUGUUCAGGCCAUUGGAGAUUUUGUUUUCAAGGCAGUACAAGGGAAAUACUAACUCUCAGGAAGAAGAUUUCAAUGGUCAGUAUCAGGUUUCUGGAGCUGACUGUAGGCCAUUUGAAAAAGCGCCUCGAUGGGCCUUCAAGAGUCCUGUAGAGGAUUUGUUUUGGGCUACCUCUUUGAGCUCAGUGCACUGAAGCGUCUCGUGGAGCUGCUAUAUAUAGUGAUCACAUAAGUGGUUCCAUAUAUCCCUUUAAUUGUUGUGGUUGUGCACUUAGAUAUGCUUUAGCAUGAUGGGCAAAACAGCACUGAGAACCUAUUCUGUUUUGUGGGGGAAAAAGCAUGGCUCUGCUUUUUUUUUUUUUUUUUUUUUUUUUUAUCUUGAGAGUAUCUUUCCAUGCCUAUUAUUGUAGAAUUGGUUUCUUUAAUUGGUAACGACUAUGUAUAUAUCGUCUAAAGCUUGCCCCUUGCAUUGA